Messenger RNA from Symbiodinium natans, 1461 nucleotides. The record is from the annotation of a GenBank genome assembly. NCBI's taxonomy places the organism in Eukaryota, Dinophyceae, Suessiales, Symbiodiniaceae.
AUGGCCAGGAUUUUCCGGGCCUUGGUUGCAGCUGCCAUCUGGGCAGGUUGCCUAGGGGACGCCGUCGAGGGAGACUGCCAGGACGCAGAAUCCCAGGGUCUCGCCUUCAUCCAGGCAAAGGCACUCGCACGAGACGGCGGCGCCGCGAGGAAGGAGGUUGAGUACCAUUGGUCUUCGGGUCGUGGCAACUUCCCGAACUACGGCGUGGCCAAGCACUCGGCGCCCUUCGAUCUCCCCGCGCGCUUCGCGUGGAACUGGUCCCACCCCCUUGGAAGGUUCCACACCCUGACGUACGGCACCGCCAUCGACCACCUGAGGAACGUCUACCUCAGCGGAGCAGAUGGAGUCCGAAAGUUUGAUCCGAGUGGCAAGCUGUUGUGGGAGUACGCGUCGCUGCCGGCUGAGAUGAUGGAUGCCCCGUCCCUGUUCAACGGGAUGAUCUACGGAAGUGACACGCACGGGAACGUGGUCGCCCUGAGCAUGGAGGAUGGCAAGGUGGGGUGGAAGACACAGGUUUCAAAGGCCAUCUGCCAGGACAACGGCUUCACCAUGGCCAAGGAUGGCGUCGUCCUUGCGGCCGGGGAUUGUCGCGAGCCCUCCCCCCAAGGAGAGGCCAACCACUUGGUCAAGGCUCUGAAUGCCAGCACCGGCAAACAGCUCUGGGAAUACGUGCCCGACACUGCCAUUUGGAACUUCCUGCCCCUGUUCGUGGACGAGGGCGACUUCGUGUUUCAGGACAUGACCGGCAAGGCCUACAGAAUGGACCUGCGCACCGGCCAGGUGAUCUGGAAGAGCGGCGGCAAGGAAGGCACUUGGACCGAUGGCAGCGCGGCCGUGGGCAAUGGCAUGGUCUUCGCAGUGAACAACAACCACCCCCCCGACUACCAGCCCCCAGAUCCUGAGUUUGCCAACGGCGAGUACAACCCCGGCACCCUGAGCGCAUAUAACCUCACCAGCGGCGAGCUGGUAUGGCAAGAGGUGACUCCGCGACCACCGAACAAUGCUCCCGCCGUGGGCAAGGUGAAGAAUCUGCAAGGCAUCUCGGUGGUCAUGCCCUUGUGCCAGCAGGUGAAAGCAGGAGCAUUCUGCGAUGUCCAUGUCUACGACGCAGACACUGGAGACUUGCAGUGGGUCUUUCAUGGGCCAGCACAGCAGGGCAUGUUGCAGGCAGGAGACUGGGAAGGACUGAGUGAGCGCACGCACGCGGGCGUCCGCGGCCUCUGCCUGCCCAACGGCUGGAGCGCGCCCACCAUCGAUGCCGAGGGGACGGUCUUUGUCGGCCAUGAAGAUGGAAACUUCUAUGCCCUCCGCGACAUGGACGGCGAUGGCACGAUCUUUGGAGAUGAUGAGAUGCGGCUUUAUGAUACCAAAGCGGCAUUCUCUGGAUCCUCCUCCCCGGCCGUUGCCCCGGGCAUGGUGGCCAUCGCUUCCUGCGACUCGCUCUUCGUGUUCAAGAAGUGA